GUCGUCCACAACCGCCAGCCAUGUCCCGGCCCACAGUCCACCGCUUUUCGCUCGCAGUCCGCAGCUCUUGGUCACCGGGGCUUGCUUCCCAUUCGUCAAACACAGAUCUUCAUGUUGCCGGAUUUGGCAAAGACCAGGGCGCCUGGGUCUCGACCCUCGCUUUCCAGCCUCCCUCCGGGCCAUCUGCUUCUCCAGCGCAACCCUCCGAUCUCCCAACGAGCUUCCUGCAGCGUCGACAUGACCUAUCCUGACGACCAGCUGCCUGAUAACCCAACUGAUGCUGGGGAGGACACCGUCGUCCUCACCGCACAAGAGUUCCUCGAAGCACAGGAGCGGCUCGAGCAGGAAGCUUCCGAAGUUCUCCCCAAGGCAUUUGAUCACUGCUCUUUCAGCGAGGGAUACGUUUCUCAGAGCGUCUACGCCUGUAAAGACUGCUCCAUGAAGGACGGGGCUCUGGUCGAUGCCGGCUUUUGCUACGGCUGUUUCAUAUCCUGCCAUACCACCCAUGAGGUUGUGGAGCUCUUCAACCGCCGUCACUUUCGCUGUGACUGCGGCACCUCCAAGAUCGGCAACAAAUGCCUGCUGAUGGAAAAGAGCCCUUCCGCCAGCAACAGCGAAAACAAAUACAAUGACAAUUACAAGGGCAUAUUCUGCUGGUGCAAGUCCGAAUACGAUCCUGAGAAGGAGGCCGGCGUGAUGCUCCAGUGCAUUGCGUGCGAAGAUUGGUUCCACGAUCGCUGCAUAGGAGAGCUUCCUGACGAGGACAGCUUUGAGGACUUUAUUUGCCGAUCGUGUGUCGCCAAGAUGCCCUUCCUUCGGUGGUACCAGUCGAAGGAUGCAUAUGUGUUUUCCCCGCAAGCAUCCGAUCUGCAGUCCGCCCAAGGUGCAACUCAAGAGGCCGUCAAGCAGACUUUGCAUGGAGCCCCCGAUAUUGACGACCCUGUUGAUGGCGAUAAAAAGAGGAAGCCGGAAUCGGACCUCGACGACAGCGUGGCCAAGAGAGUGCGAUCGUCGUCAAUAGAGCCCAAUGCGACCGAAACAGCACCCUCGGAUCCUCUGGCAACAUCUUGCUCGGGCUGCGCUGUUCCCGAAUCAGCCAAACUCGAGCCUCCGAUCGAGACCGAUCUGUUUUGUGUGGCAGGGUGGCGAGAUAAGCUCUGCCGGUGUGAUGAGUGCCGGCGCCGAUACGAAGAAUUCAACGCGAUGCAUCUCAUCACGACCGAGCGGUCUUGGGAGCCCCCCGAAGAUGAAGAGGCUGGCUCCUCCUUGAUGGACAUGGGCAUGCGCCAACUCAACCGAAUCGACCGAGUGCAGGCCAUCGAUGGCGCUCGCGCCUAUGUCGAUCUCAAAGAAGGCAUCAUGAACCAUCUGCGGCAGUUUGCUGGCACCGAUCACGUCAUCACCAAGGAUGAUAUCAUGGCAUUUUUCGAGGCGAAGCUGCAGGGACGCAAGUGCGACUGAGAAACGCCUGUGGACUUGAUCAAUUGAAGGCCUGUCGCUCCCAUGUCCGAGGCCUGCCCUUUGUGCUCAUCGACGACUCUCCGUUCUUGAUCGUCGCUCGAGCCAGUUCUGUUCAAUGGCAAAAUAUAGCAGCGCCUGAACAGCCGCCGCAUCAGAGGGCUGUCGCCUUCUUGUCUGAUCCUCCCUCAGAAUUCAGAAAUGGCAAGGCUCUGAGC
Molecule: messenger RNA, 1676 nt
Organism: Polychytrium aggregatum
Lineage: Eukaryota; Fungi; Chytridiomycota; Chytridiomycetes; Polychytriales
Exons: 11
Coding region: 112-1461 (449 amino acids)
Cellular component (GO): cytoplasm
Molecular function (GO): zinc ion binding; ubiquitin protein ligase activity
Source: RefSeq, a predicted model, not a curated record